AUGAAGUUUUGCUCUUAGGUGGUUCUUUGUGCUCCAGGAUGGCCAGCACUCGAAGAAUUGUACCUUACUUCUAAUAAUAUUACAGUUUUGGAAAGGCCUGAUAAUGUCCUGCAGACCCUGAAGUUGUUAGACCUUUCAGACAACCAGUUACUGGAAGGAAAUCAGCUGCAUCUAAUAGCGCAUCUUCCCAGGUUAGAACAGCUAAUACUUAGAAACUCUGGAAUAUCUUCUAUACACUUUCCUGAUGCUGGAUUUGGAUGCAAGACUAAAAUGUUUCCUUCACUAAAACGCCUUGCAAUAAAUGACAAUAAAAUAUCACAGUGGUCAUCUAUCAAUGAGCUUGAUAAACUGCCAAGUUUGCAGUCACUGCAGUGUCACAAUAACCCUUUCAUGGACACAGAGAAGAACCCAGAGACCCUGAGACAGCUAAUUAUUGCCAAGAUAAGUCAAUUGGAGGUUUUGAACAAGUCUGAGGUACAUCCUUCAGGAGCAGAGCUUGAUUAUCGCAAAAUAUUUGGAAAUGACUGGUUAGCAGCUGGUGGGAAUUGGAACCCAGAGAAAAACAAACCCAGCGAAGAAUUUCUUGCUGCCCAUCCCAGAUACCCAUCCCUUUGUCUUAAAUAUGGUGCACCUGAAGAAGGAGAACUGAAGGGACGACAGCCUUUGACUCUGAAAAACCAGCUUCUGACUUUGACGAUUAAAUGUCCUGAGAAACCUGAACAGAAGCCAGUAGAGAAAAAGCUACCAGAGUCUAUGACUAUUCAGAGGGUCAAAGGAUUGCUGUAUCGCCUACUUAAGAUUCCUGGUUCAGAACUGAAACUGUCCUAUGAAAGUUCUAAACUGGAAGGAAAAGAAGUUGAACUAGACAAUGACUUAAAGCCUUUGCAGUUUUACUCUAUAGAAAAUGGAGACUGUGUGUUAGUACGGUGGUAA
This is a messenger RNA of Fulmarus glacialis (Northern fulmar), 933 nucleotides long. RefSeq names its product tubulin folding cofactor E (gene TBCE). Gene Ontology annotation, molecular function: protein binding. NCBI's taxonomy places the organism in Eukaryota, Metazoa, Chordata, Aves, Procellariiformes, Procellariidae. The transcript has 10 exons. Gene Ontology annotation, cellular component: cytoplasm. The record is from RefSeq and is a predicted model, not a curated record.